Messenger RNA from Camellia sinensis, 1209 nucleotides. Its product is annotated as vacuolar protein sorting-associated protein 24 homolog 1. The record is from RefSeq and is a predicted model, not a curated record. Lineage: Eukaryota; Viridiplantae; Streptophyta; Magnoliopsida; Ericales; Theaceae. Gene Ontology annotation, biological process: vacuolar transport.
CGGCACAAGGAAAGGAAUCUUCGAAAGCCCAAAUCAGUUGAGACGCGGGACAUAGCGGCCCAAGCUCAACUCAACCCAUUACGCGCGUUCUCUCUCUGAACUGGCAAGAAAGAAAAAAAAGUAGGUCCGAAUAAUUUCCAUGGAAGAUUAGUCUCAUCAUCUCAGCCAAAAUCCGCAACGAGUUCGAAGCGUGAGAGGCUUUGAAAAUUGAUCGAUCGAUUGACUCAGAAUCACCAACCAACCAACCAACUGUAGAUCGCAACGUAACAGAAAGAUCCGAUCAUUCCAUUGAUCCUAAUCUGGGAAGAUGGAGAAAAUGAAGAAUAUGUUGAAGCCAAAAGCCAAUCCCCAAGAGCAAUUGAGGGACUGGCAGCGUCGUCUCCGCCAAGAGUGCCGCAAUAUCGAACGCCAAAUCCGAGAUAUACAGAGAGAAGAGAAAAGUGUGCAGAAAGCAAUUAAAGAAGCUGCCAAGAGAAAUGAUAUGGGCUCUGCCAAGGCACUUGCUAAGGAGAUUGUGAUGUCUAGGCAAACUGUCAACCGGCUUUACGAAAACAAGGCACAACUAAAUUCAAUAUCAAUGCACCUUGGGGAGAGUGUUGCAAUUGCCCGCACAGUGGGGCACUUGUCCAAGAGUGCUGAUGUCAUGAAGCUUGUCAACAACCUCAUGAAGGCCCCAGAAGUUGCUAUCACAAUGCAGGAAUUCAGCAAGGAAAUGCUAAAGGCAGGGAUAAUUGAGGAGACUGUAAAUGAUGCUAUUGACUCAGCACUGGAUACGGAGGAUAUGGAAGAGGAGAUUGAUGAAGAAGUUGACAAAGUCUUGACUACACUUGCUGGUGAGACUGCUGCUGAACUUCCGGAAGCAGUCAGGAAGGAGAAAUUAAAGGAACCCGCAGGAGCUGUGCCGGAGGAUGAAGCAACAGGCGAGGGUGCUGACGAUGAGGAAGAACUUGAAGAAAUUAGGGCCCGGCUUGCCAGAGUUAGAUCAUAGUUUGAUCAUUUUAUGCUUACCUCUAAUACGUGGCAUUUAAUGGAAAGGUCAUCAAAUUGGUUUCCGGAUUGCAGCAGGUAAAACCUAGUUUACCUUUUGAGAAAGAGAUGGGAAGAAAAUGUCUAUAUUAUAAUUCAUAUCAAAAUCCACUUCAUUUGAAACACAUGUUUGGUCAUUACUUGUGCAAUAGUUAAUUAUCUAUACGUGCAUUAUCUUGGCUU